UCCUCUAUCCGCCCAUACCCAUUUUAUCCCCGAGAGCCUGGGACGUUAUACUAAAGUUUUCCCUUUGUAGGUGCUGAGUUGUACAAAAGAUUGAGUUGAAUUGAAAAAUAAUAAUCCUAUCCCCUUAGACACACCCUGUUUUGAAAAAUAAUAAUCCUAUCCCUUUAGACACACCCUGUUUUGCAAAAAUUUUGUUUCGUUUCGUUACGUUCCUCGAAUGUGGUUAGUCAAAAAGACCGCGUCCUCACUAAAUUGGAUGAAAUUUGCAAUCGUUUAACAAAAAACUUUGUGUGGGAGAACUUUUUGUAACUUUUUUACAAUCUUUUAAAAAAUGGCUCUUGUAAAACCAAAAUCUGAACUGACACCUGAGGAACUUGCACGCCAAGAGGAAGAAGAAUUCAACACUGGCCCCCUUUCCGUUCUAACUCAAUCCGUGAAAAACAAUACACAAGUUUUAAUUAACUGUCGCAAUAACAAGAAGCUUCUUGGUCGUGUAAAGGCUUUCGAUCGCCACUGUAAUAUGGUUCUGGAAAGUGUUAAGGAAAUGUGGACUGAAUUGCCUCGUACUGGAAAAGGCAAGAAGAAAGUUAAACCAGUUAACAAAGAUCGCUUUAUAUCGAAAAUGUUUUUACGCGGCGAUUCAGUGAUUUUGGUAUUGAGAAAUCCUUUGGCGACAGCAGCAGGGAAAUGAGAUAUUUUCUGCGUUCACAUUAGUUUAUACAAUAUAUAUGUAGGCAUUAUGGUAAUCAAGACAGAAUAAUACAAUAUUUUUGAAAGAA
Messenger RNA from Bactrocera oleae (olive fruit fly), 779 nucleotides. It is a transcript of the gene SmD2, whose product is annotated as small ribonucleoprotein particle protein SmD2. Lineage: Eukaryota; Metazoa; Arthropoda; Insecta; Diptera; Tephritidae. Gene Ontology annotation, biological process: RNA splicing; spliceosomal snRNP assembly. Gene Ontology annotation, cellular component: U1 snRNP; pICln-Sm protein complex; U5 snRNP. The record is from RefSeq and is a predicted model, not a curated record. Gene Ontology annotation, molecular function: RNA binding.